GAUCAAUCAAACCACCCAAGCAUCAUCUUGAUCUCUAGCUCGCCGUUUAUUUCGAGAGGAGCCCUUACGGAAUUGUUUCUCAUCUCGCGUAAACUUGAUUGGCUGUUACCUGGGGUGCGCACGCAUAUUGAUCAUGGCGGGUGACCUAGGUGGUCACCAGGUUUUUGUUUCUAAUUUUCUGAAUGGCACUGAAUGUGGUCGAAUUGUCUCACCAGACAUAACAUUAAUCGGAAGACGUGUGGUUCACGAGGAGCAUUUUGGAACCAUUCGAUACGUCGGCGCCCUUCCGAAUUCCAAUGGUCUUUGGCUUGGUGUAGACUGGGACAAUCCUAAUCGCGGGCGCCAUGAUGGCUCUUAUAAAGGACAGAAAUAUUUCCACGCGACCAGUUUGUCGUCAGGAUCCUUCGUAAGACCAGAUAAAGUCUCCUUGGGAACUAGUCUAGAGGAAGCUCUGGUUUUUCGCUACGUGCUUUGUGCAGAGUGUCAACUAUUGGGUCGCACAGCAACGCCGAUCACCAAUGCAUCAGCUCACGGUUCUCAGCAAGAUUCUGUUUUCCACGCUACUAGUACACCGGGUCUUUUAACUGCACGCCUCGGUUCUGACACGGAUCACGAUGAAUUGGAGUACUCUGGAUCUUGCAAUGGUAUAACUUCGCCCAUACUGGUCGAAUUGUUCACUAGGCCUUCGCCUUCUCAUUCUCAAACCGGUGCGACAGCCGUUAGCAGACAUUCUCGUUGCGGCCCACAAGGUGCUCAGUCUAUUCUUGCUCACUUGCAGUCAGCCGCUUUCACUCUGGUCCCCAUUUACCGCGCUCUCAAAGGCCCACCAGUGAAUGAAACAGCACCACUUUGGCCGGGCACAGGUGGAACUCUUGGAAUGCUUUUACCUUCUCUGACUCAACUGGAUCUGAACGGUUGCAUGAUUAGCAGGUGGAUUGAUGUAGCUGAGAUAUGCAUACAGUUACCGUCGCUUAAGUCUCUGAAUCUCAGCAACAAUCACCUGCGCCUUCCGGUUUUUGAUGAUCGAAAUAUCUCGGAAGUCUGUGAUGCAACCGAAAUGCAGAACUUGCGCCUCAAAUUCGAUCUAGACGUAGACCAGAGUACAGCUGAGCAACUAUCAAAAGCAUUUCCGAGCCUUACUCAGUUGUUGCUGGUCUGCUGUCCUCUUUUGGAUUGGACAAGCUUAUCUCAAAUUCUCUUAUGGAUGCCCUCCCUCCGGUCCUUGACUGUUGCUUACAACAAGUUGGGCAACGUUCCACCUGACUUGCCAAUGGACGUGGCAAACAUACUUCGUCAGCUGAUCGAACUGGAUCUAACACAUACCGGAAUGACGGACUUGAGACAACUGUUUCAUGUUAUUGGCCCAUCGUCCGUCUUGGAUUGUUUGCUUUUGAACCGAAAUGCGAUCUCUUCUUUUCCUGAACUUCCAGUUGCCACGAACCAAUUAGCCUGUGUGCACCGCGACGCCGGUCCUUGCCCCUAUACACCUUCUUCGUGGUUCUGUCAUUUGACCACGUUGGGAAUAAAGGAGACGCAAUUCGCGGAUUGGUCGGUUGUUUCACAACUUCUUCAUUUGCCAAAAUUGAACCAUUUGUUGUUCCUAGACUGUCCUGUCUUAGAGAACUUUGAUGCGCAAACCGGUCGACAGGAACUGAUCGCCCGCCUGCCCCACCUGCCGAUGCUGAAUCGAAUUGAAAUAUCUGCCGACGAAAGACGAGGUGCUGAAUUGGAUUAUCUGAAACGGUACUGCACGCUGUGGCGAUCCACCGGUGGUAUGUAUCUUGAUGAUCAUGAAGCCAUCGGAAUGAGUCCCGAAUUUGCCAAAGCUCAUCCAACUUUCUCCUUCCUAUGUAAGAAGCUAGGUGCACCCGAGGAUGGAGAGUCUAAGAAAUUCACUCACGCUAUCAAAGAGGGUCUGGUUAGCAUAUCUUUCGUCCUUCAACCUACAAGGCUGUCCGGUGGACUGGAACAGCCCAUCUCAAACGACUCUAACCCACCUACCGCCCAGCCAAUUGUACGCCGUAUCCAUGGACGAAUGACCGUUGGCCACCUACGCAUGAUGGUGAGACGUCUUUUCAAGCUGCGCGCCAACGCCUCAUUCCACCUGGUAGCCCAAGGAGAGCGACAUCGGAAGAUUAAUUCAGAGAUACUGCUAGAAUCUGAUACUCGCGAAAUCGGCUUUUAUUGCCUGGAAGACGGUGAUACUGUGUUCAUCCGCCUUCACCACUCGUAAUUGGUGUAUUUCAUGCCUCACUCUUAGUUCUGUGUAUUGCCGCGCCUCUUUGUUAUCUAUUUCCAUUGACAGUUUGUGAAAAUACAGUUUGUCGUUACCUUCA
Dicrocoelium dendriticum is the source of this 2336-nucleotide messenger RNA. The record is from the annotation of a GenBank genome assembly. NCBI's taxonomy places the organism in Eukaryota, Metazoa, Platyhelminthes, Trematoda, Plagiorchiida, Dicrocoeliidae.